AUGUAUCGUAUCCUUCGAUUAUCUCUCCCCUACCCACAACGGUUGCUUGGAAACUCGCGGUUUGCAUGUCCUUCGUUAAAGUCUCCUCUGUCCCUCCAGGGUCGGAGCUUUGCCUCCUCGCCCGCCUUGUAUAAGAAAAAGGACAAGGCAAAGAAAGCCUCAACAGACAGGGAGCCCAGUGCCGUUGCUUCUGACGACCCCUCCGAUCUAUCUCAACUUCAGACUGGCAUCUCGGCUGCUGUUGCUCGUCUGAAAGAUGACCUGUCGAAGCUUCGCGCAGGUGGGCGAUUCAAUACCGCGUCGCUCGAAGGGUUAAAGGUCCAAUUGAGCAAAGACAGUCAGGAAUCGGUCAAACUGCGUGAUUUAGCUCAGGUGGUCCCCAAAGGAGGACGCUUGGUGACGAUUUUGGUCGCCGAAGAAGAACAUGUCAAACCGGUGACAUCGGCGAUUGUCUCUUCGAACUUGUCCUUGACUCCUCAGCAAGACGCUCAUAACGCCCUUCAGCUCAACCUGCCAAUCCCACCACCGACCAAGGAAUCCCGGGACCAAAGCGUCCAGGCGGCCAAGCAAGCCUUUGACAAGGCCGCAAGCACCGUUCGGGACUCCAGAGGGGCUAUGCACAAACGACUACAAGAUUUGCAGAAGAAGAAAUUGGCCCGACCGGAUGACGUUCGCAAGGCUCAUGACCAGAUGGAAAAGGCGACAGAUAAAGGCCAUAAAGAAGUCAAGGAUCUCUUUGACGCAGCUAAGAAAACUUUGGAGCAGGCAUAA
Molecule: messenger RNA, 771 nt
Organism: Penicillium longicatenatum
Lineage: Eukaryota; Fungi; Ascomycota; Eurotiomycetes; Eurotiales; Aspergillaceae
Product: ribosome-recycling factor
Exons: 2
Coding region: 1-771 (256 amino acids)
Biological process (GO): translation
Cellular component (GO): mitochondrion
Molecular function (GO): ribosomal large subunit binding
Source: RefSeq, a predicted model, not a curated record